Nipponia nippon (crested ibis) is the source of this 4005-nucleotide messenger RNA. Lineage: Eukaryota; Metazoa; Chordata; Aves; Pelecaniformes; Threskiornithidae. The record is from RefSeq and is a predicted model, not a curated record.
AUGGAUUUUCCAUCUGAGCUGGAAGGCAGGGCCAGGGAGCAGAAUGAAACCCUCAUCAUCCAAGGGGAAAGGGCCAGCGACCUGCUGCGCCAUGAGUUUAUAGCAGUCAGCCAGCUGCGAGGAUCCACCCAGGGGAAGAUCCUCUGUUUUUAUGGCCCCCCUGGCGUUGGCAAAACCAGCAUUGCCCGCUCCAUCGCCAGGGCCCUGAACAGAGAGUACUUCCGCUUCAGUGUUGGAGGGAUGACUGACCAUCCUGAUGGGAAGCGCCGUUACAAUCGCUACCCCGGAGUCGCGGCGCGGAGGGGUCCCGUGAAUGCAGCAUCCAGCACCGGCCCCAGGAUGAGCGUGGAAGCGAGCAGCAAGCCCCUGAAGGUGGGCUCCAGGGUCGAGGUCAUCGGGAAGGGGCACCGCGGUACGGUGGCUUACGUCGGCGCCACCCUGUUUGCCACGGGGAAGUGGGUCGGUGUCAUCCUGGAUGAAGCAAAGGGCAAGAACGAUGGGACCGUGCAGGGCAGAAAAUACUUCACCUGUGAAGAAAACCACGGCAUCUUCGUGCGGCAGUCACAGAUCCAGGUCUUUGAAGAUGGAGCUGAUACAACGUCCCCAGAAACACCAGAAUCUGCUGCCUUGAAGGUCCCCAAAAGAGAUUCCCUGGACGCCGCCAAAGCCAGCAAACUGCGUGGAGCGAAGCCUAAAAAGACCACCGCCCGGCGGCCCAAGCCCACCCGGACCCCCAAUUCUGCAGCAUCUAGCGGCACGGCUGGGCCCUCGGGCUCAGCCUCUGCCUCCGGCGGGGAGAUGAGCAGCAGCGAGCCCAGCACGCCUGCUCAGACACCGCUGGUGGCCCCGGUUAUCCCAACGCCCUCCCUGACCUCGCCGGUGGCACCUCCGGUUCCCUCGCCCACAAAGGAGGAGGAAAAUUUGCGUUCUCAAGUCAGGGACCUGGAGGAGAAGUUGGAGACUCUGAAGAUAAAGCGAAAUGAAGACAAAGCAAAGCUUAAAGAGCUCGAGAAGUACAAGAUCCAGCUGGAGCAGGUGCAGGAAUGGAAGAGCAAAAUGCAAGAGCAACAGGCUGAUCUCCAGAAGCGUUUAAAGGAGGCCAAAAAGGAAGCCAAAGAUGCCCUGGAAGCCAAGGAGCGAUACAUGGAGGAGAUGGCAGACACCGCUGAUGCCAUUGAAAUGGCAACCCUGGACAAGGAGAUGGCAGAAGAGCGAGCAGAGUCCCUGCAGCAGGAGGUGGACUCCCUGAAAGAGAAGGUGGAAUAUCUCACCAUGGACCUGGAGAUCCUGAAGCACGAAAUUGAAGAGAAAGGCUCGGAUGGAGCAGCAUCCAGUUACCAAGUCAAACAGCUGGAAGAGCAAAACGCGAGACUCAAGGAAGCUCUUGUAAGGAUGCGGGACUUGUCUGCAUCAGAGAAGCAGGAGCACGUGAAGCUUCAGAAGCAAAUGGAGAAGAAAAACACGGAGCUGGAGUCCCUGCGUCAGCAGAGGGAGAAGCUUCAGGAGGAGGUGAAGCAGGCGGAGAAGACGGUUGAUGAGCUGAAGGAGCAGGUGGAUGCUGCUUUGGGUGCUGAAGAGAUGGUGGAGACCCUGACGGAGAGAAACUUAGACCUGGAGGAGAAGGUCCGGGAGCUGCGUGAGACGGUUGGGGACCUGGAAGCCAUGAACGAGAUGAACGACGAGCUGCAGGAAAAUGCCCGGGAGACAGAGCUGGAGUUACGGGAGCAGCUGGAUAUGGCGACGGCGCGGGUCCGCGAGGCAGAGAAGCGCGUGGAGGCUGCGCAGGAGACCGUGGCCGACUACCAGCAAACCAUCAAAAAAUACAGAGAGCUGACUGCACACCUUCAGGACGUGAACCGAGAACUCAUGAGUCAGCAAGAAGCAUCUGCCGAGAAACAGCAGCAGCCUCCCCCCGAGAUGUUUGACUUCAAGAUUAAAUUUGCCGAGACAAAAGCCCAUGCUAAGGCCAUCGAGAUGGAGCUGCGGCAGAUGGAGGUGCAGCAGGCCAACCGGCACGUCUCCCUCCUCACCUCCUUCAUGCCCGACAGCUUCCUGCGCCACGGAGGGGACCACGACUGCGUCCUGGUGCUGCUGCUCAUCCCUCGGCUCAUCUGCAAGGCCGAGCUGAUCAGCAAACAGGCUCAGGAGAAGUUUGAUCUGAACGAAAACUGUGCGGAGCGCGCCGGCCUCCGGGGCGCGGCGGGAGAGCAGCUGAGCUUUGCCGCCGGGCUGGUCUAUUCCCUGAGCCUCCUGCAGGCUACGCUGCACAAAUACGAACAGGCCCUGAACAAAUGCAGCGUGGAGGUGUACAAGAAGGUGGGGAUGCUGUACCCCGAGAUGAGCGUCCACGAGCGCUCGCUGGACUUCCUGAUCGAGCUGCUGCACAAGGACCAGCUGGACGAGACGGUCAACGUGGAGCCGCUGACCAAAGCCAUCAAGUACUAUCAGCACCUGUACAGCAUCCACCUGGCUGACCAGGCUGAAGACUGCACGAUGCAGCUGGCCGACCACAUCAAGUUCACCCAGAGUGCCUUGGACUGCAUGGGGGUGGAGGUGUGCCGGCUGCGAUCCUUCCUCCAGGCUGGGCAGGAGGCGUCCGACCUUGCCAUCCUCCUCAAGGACCUGGAGACCUCAUGCAGUGACAUUCGCCAGUUCUGCAAGAAGAUCAGGCGCCGCAUGCCUGGGACGGACGCGCCGGGUAUCCCUGCGGCGCUGGGCUUCGGGCAGCAGGUGUCGGACACGCUGCUGGACUGCCGCAAGCACCUGACGUGGGUGGUGGCCGUGCUGCAGGAGGUGGCCGCUGCUGGGGCGCAGAUGAUUGCUCCUCUGGCGGAGAACGAGGGGCUGCUGGCGGUGAAGCUGGAGGAUCUGGCCUUCAAAGCGAGCGAGCAGAUCUACGGCACCCAGGGCAUCAACCCCUACGAGUGUCUGCGUCAGUCUUGCAGCAUCCUCAUCGCCACCAUGAACAAGAUGGCCACGGCUAUGCAGGAGGGAGAAUACGACGCGGAUAGGCCACAGACCAAGCCGACCCCACCUGCUGACCUACGGGCAGCGGCUCUUCGGGCAGAGAUCACCGAUGCUGAGGGGCUGGGGCUCAAGCUGGAGGACAGGGAGACAGUCAUCAAAGAGCUGAAAAAAUCCCUCAAGAUCAAGGGCGAGGAGCUCAGCGAAGCAAAUGUGCGGCUCAGCCUCCUGGAGAAGAAGCUGGACAGCGCGUCUAAGGAUGCAGAUGACCGUGUGGAAAAGAUACAGACGAAGCUGGAUGAGACCCAGACGCUGCUCAAAAAGAAGGAGAAGGAGUUUGAGGAGACCAUGGAUGCUCUUCAGGCAGAUAUCGACCAGCUGGAGUCAGAGAAGGUGGAGCUGAAGCAGCGCUUGAACAACCAGUCAAAGCGAACCAUCGAGGGCCUGCGCGGCGCCCCUGCCUCUGGAGUUGCCUCCAUCGUCUCUGGCAUUGCCGGAGAGGAACAGCAGAGAGGUGUCGGUGCCGGCCAGGUGACGGGAGGCGGCUCAGGACCCGUCCAGGUGAAGGACUCGCCCCUUCUUCUCCAGCAAAUCGACGCCCUGCGGCAUUCCGUCAAGCACCUCAAGAACGAGAACAACCGGCUCAAGGGCGCCCAGAUGAAGAUGGAGCUGGCCAGCCUGGCGCCUCUGCAGGUAGCCAAGGUCUCCCUCCCCAAGAGUAAGCAGGGAGAAGGUCUGGCCACGCAGACGCUCUAUCGCAAGACCAGCCAGCUCCUGGAAACCCUCUACCAGAUGAGCGCCAACGCCAAGGUUGUGGACAUGAAGCAGACCAAGUCGGGGAUCCGCCUGCACUUCCACGCGCUGGUGAAGGGCCUGACCGCCCAGUCCGCCUCCAAGGCCCAGCUGGGCCUCGGCCACAGCUACUCCCGCGCCAAGGUGAAGUUCAACGUGAACCGCGUGGACAACAUGAUCAUCCAGUCCAUCAGCCUGCUGGACCAGCUGGACAAGGACAUCAACACCUUCUCCAUGCGCGUGCGGUGA